AACAGCUUCAUAUCUGUUCUGUUCAUAUUAUCGACCCUACCUUCUUCCGCAGCUACUUCGCUGUUGGUGGCUGACAAGGUUCUUCUGUGGUGUUGUUUGUUGUGUGGACUAUCUCCCGUUAAAAAUGGCGUACGCGGUGUUGAAGCGAUCUUCCAUGAUGAAGUCAAUGAUCGGAGAAUCAUGGCGGAGGUUUGCUUCCGUUGCAGUAGGUAGCGAUCUUGUAGCAGCCGCUCCCAAUGUUUCUCUCCAGAAGGCUCGGUCAUGGGAUGAAGGCGUCUCCUCCCAAUUCUCCACCACUCCUCUUUCUGACAUUUUCAAGGGCAAAAAGGUCGUCAUCUUUGGGCUUCCUGGUGCAUUCACAGGAGUUUGUACAGCUCAGCAUGUUCCAAGUUACAAGAAAAACAUUGACAAAUUCAAGGCAAAAGGCAUAGACUCAGUCAUAUGUGUAUCUGUUAAUGAUCCUUAUACCAUGAAUGGCUGGGCUGAAAAGCUUGAAGCCAAAGAAGCCAUUGAAUUUUAUGGAGACUUUGAUGGUAAAUUCCACAAAAGCUUGGAUCUGGAAUUAGAUCUCAGUGCCGCUUUACUUGGACAUCGCUCCACUAGAUGGUCGGCAUUUGUUGAAGAUGGGAAGAUUAAGGCUCUAAAUGUGGAGAAUGUUCCAUCUGAAUUCAAGGUUUCAGGGGGAGAAGUAAUCUUGGACCAAAUAUAGAGAGUUGAUUGUAUUGGAUAAUACACUUCUCUUAACUUUUGAAUAAAGCAAUGUACAAUAUAUACCAUCUUUCUUUUGAGCCAUAGGUGUAAAAUGAAUUGCAAAUUGCGAGAAAAUAGCAACGUAUUGUUUGUGAUAA
Messenger RNA from Lactuca sativa (garden lettuce), 848 nucleotides. It is a transcript of the gene PRXIIF, whose product is annotated as peroxiredoxin IIF. Lineage: Eukaryota; Viridiplantae; Streptophyta; Magnoliopsida; Asterales; Asteraceae. Gene Ontology annotation, molecular function: thioredoxin peroxidase activity. Gene Ontology annotation, cellular component: cytoplasm; mitochondrion. Gene Ontology annotation, biological process: cell redox homeostasis; hydrogen peroxide catabolic process; cellular response to oxidative stress. The record is from RefSeq and is a predicted model, not a curated record.